Messenger RNA from Microplitis demolitor, 1175 nucleotides. Its product is annotated as E3 ubiquitin-protein ligase MARCHF3. Lineage: Eukaryota; Metazoa; Arthropoda; Insecta; Hymenoptera; Braconidae. Gene Ontology annotation, biological process: protein ubiquitination. The transcript is spliced from 8 exons. The record is from RefSeq and is a predicted model, not a curated record. The coding region runs from base 309 to 1175 and encodes 288 amino acids. Gene Ontology annotation, molecular function: ubiquitin-protein transferase activity; zinc ion binding.
UUAUUAUGCUUUUCUUACUGUACUCGUUAUUUCUUAUUUACAUUCUUGAGAUCUUUGGAUGUGCAAUGUGAAAUUUAAAAUGUGCAAUGUGCAAUGACAGUGGAGAUAACUCGCGAAUUCAAAGUGAUGCUAUUUGUGGACAAACCGGGUGGAUUGAACGACAAAACGUAAGCUACGUAUUCCCAAUGGUUACAAAAGACAAAGUUGACAGGUGUCGAGAAUGGAUACUAUAAAUCCCACAUAAGUUUAACUGAUGUCAAAAAAAUACGGCAUAGAGUUUGAGGAAUGGAAGAUUUGUUUUGGUCUUGAUGUCCAACGUCGAGCUGGAAAAUCCGGAGAAUGCUCCGAGAGAUCGAGUGGAGAUACCAGAAAAUGAGUCCGUAAUACCGCGAUCCCGGUCACUGUUCUCUAGACUAGAAUAUGACGAAUCACAUCUAUCAACAACAGAUAUAUGUAGGAUUUGUCAUAUGGGCGGAUUCCCCGCGGUGACAGUGCAACGUCCAAUGUGGGAAUGGCCCAAGCAAACAUCACCAUCGACCGUAAGACAAGUUGAUAGCCAGAUAUCAACUUUGUCUUCCUACGCGUACCUGGGGCCUUUGAUAUCAGCCUGCAAAUGUCGCGGAACAGUCGGAUUAGUUCACACCGAAUGUCUCGAGCGCUGGUUAACUGAGUCAGGACACUCUUGUUGCGAACUAUGCGGCUACAAGUAUCUAACGAAACGUGUUCCACGUCAUGGAAUGUUGCAGAGUGUUUGGAUUUGGUUCAAUACUGUCAUCGCUACUCGACAGAUGAUCCUAGAUGUCUUGUACCUUAUCGUAACAACUCCGCUGGCACUUUUCUCAAUUUACAUCUGCGCAUUGGCGUUGAAGAUGAUUUUAAAUAGCGGUUUUUAUGAAGUGCCGUGGAUGAUCGUCGCAAUGCUACCUACAUGCUCGUUGACGUUAGUUGCGUACUGGAGCUGGAUAAUAACACUCGGCAGGUACAUUAGCAGACUUCAUGGAAGACGGUGGCGUAGAUUUUGGCGCACUAAUUUUGUGGUAAGACUGCUACCGAGUGAUCCAAGUUCUACGGACAAUGAUAAUGAGCAAGCGGUUGCUGAUGCUCGGAGACAAGAAGAGCAGAGAAUAAUUGAAGAGCAAGAAGAUCUUGAAGAUUUGCUUCAAUUGGCAUUUUGA